This is a messenger RNA of Protobothrops mucrosquamatus (brown spotted pit viper), 478 nucleotides long. RefSeq names its product UPF0600 protein C5orf51. The coding region runs from base 56 to 421 and encodes 121 amino acids. Gene Ontology annotation, biological process: mitophagy. The record is from RefSeq and is a predicted model, not a curated record. The transcript has 4 exons. Lineage: Eukaryota; Metazoa; Chordata; Lepidosauria; Squamata; Viperidae.
UGAUGAGUCACGUGAUGCGUGUAACUGACGCUAAGCCCGGCCCGGGUUUUUCCUUAUGGCCGAGGCUGCUUUUGCGGUUAUCUUGCAGCGGCGGCUCGCCGAGUUAACGGAGAGGCUGAACCGUUGGCGAGAAGGCGGAGAGUUUGGCGAUGCUUUCUUAAUUCAGGCCUCUGCUACCCUGGAAAAUCUAGCAGAACUUUCGGAAGAAUCCAGGGACAACUACACAUAUUCUAGACUUAUACAACUUUAUACACAGGCACUAUUAGAUAUCACGUAUUUUGAAGAAAACCAACUUGUUGAUGAAGAGUUUCCAGAAGAAUCAUCUCUGCAGAAAGUUGAGGAACUAAUUGGUGCACUUUCUGAGCCAGAGAACCUGGUCAAUGAAAGUGGCAUUUCCCAAGAACUCAAGCUUUUUCACUGAUGGGCAUCUUUUCCUAGGCACUUGAAGUGCUUGGAGUUGAGUUGCUGGAAUGCCUUU